Molecule: messenger RNA, 1578 nt
Organism: Diaporthe amygdali
Lineage: Eukaryota; Fungi; Ascomycota; Sordariomycetes; Diaporthales; Diaporthaceae
Product: aerobactin siderophore biosynthesis protein iucB
Exons: 2
Coding region: 1-1578 (525 amino acids)
Biological process (GO): siderophore biosynthetic process
Source: RefSeq, a predicted model, not a curated record
AUGCCCUCCUCCUCCUCCACCAUCCACCUGCCAGACGGCCAGACAUUCACCGUCCAGCCCGUCUUCGCCGGCCUCUUCUUCAAGAGCCACGAGCUCAACAAGAACCACCAGUCCCCCUUCCCAAUCGGAUGGACCAUUGUCAUCCACACCGAGGACGAUGGCAGGCCCACUGACGACGACGACGCAAUGGUGGUUGACCGAGCUGCUGGCAAGCAUGAGAACGGCGUCGCCCGUCGAUCCCACAUCCAUUCCUUCACCAGGCCCACCCUACAGAACGACAGCCUUUACAUCUCCUCUAUAUCGAACCCCUCUUCCGCCGACUUCAAGCCUGCUGCCUCGCCCACCCGCCAGAUCGCAAUGAUCCUAUGGAUCACCCUCUACUGGUACUUCCACCAGCCAGCCCCGUCCAAGACCCUCCCUCCUGACGAGCACUCCAAGUACACCGCUCCAGAGGGCAGACCUCGGGGAGACUGGCGCAUAAAUAUAAAAAGAGACGGAGUAUUGAGGGGACGCAAUCUGAUCCCCAAGCUGGAGAGGAUGGGCCUGAUCGCCACUCUGGACUCGGCGGUCGGAUCAUCCAUGGACGACACCAGCUUGGAGUGGGCCAACAUGUUUGUGUCGCAGAAGAUGUUCUGGCAGAUCCCCGGCCGCCUGUUCCUCUUCACCCUCCAGCCCGCCAGCAAACCCACAAGCUCCCACCCCGGCUCGCCGAUCUCCUCCAGGCCGACCAGCCCCGUCUGGAACGACAGCACCUCGAGCCCACAGCAGCCCAAAUCACCCACCUUCCACCUGAAUGCCGAUCUCCCAGGUGCGCCACCACCACAGACACUCGUCACGGUCCCCAGCUUCCCCAUUGGGCCAUUCUUCUCCUCCUCCCACCUGCCGACCUACUAUCCUCCGGGGCCCCUCAACUAUACCUUUAGCAACAACAUCCGUCACCCCGUGCGCCCUAAGCCUCCACGCAUGGGCGAGGUCUUUUACACACGCUUUGUUCCAAGCGUCGGGAAGUACCUCUCCUUUCGCGUCGCAUCGUCUUCUCCGAAGCCGGUUCCAUACCUCGGGCCUGUCUCCUCAACGCCUACAGAGGCACACCACCUCACGACCCUCUGCGACAUCGUCCUGGUACAAAUGUGGUUGUCGAACCCGCGAGUCUCAAAGUUUUGGGGCGGAUAUGUGCCGAAUUUCUUAACCAAUGCCUUGGCCAGCCGACACAGUUUCCCGGCCAUCGGGAUGUGGGAUGGAGUGCCUUUCGGCUAUUUCGAGAUCUACUGGGUGAAAGAGGACGUGCUGGGCCGGCAUAUCGAAGUCGAUGACUGGGACCGAGGGCUGCAUCUUUUCAUCGGGGAGGAAUGGGCCCGUGGCAUCGUCCAGACAUGGCUGAGCGCCUUGGUACACUGGGUAUUCUGCGCCGACUACAGGACCAUGAGCGUGUGCAUUGAGCCGAGAGUUGAUAACGAGAGGUUCAUAAAACACCUCCAGACAGGUGGCUUCAUCAAGGAGAAGGAAAUCACGUUCCCCCACAAGCAGUCGUGGUUCGGGCGGUUGAGGAGGGAAAAUUGGGAUGGACCUGCGCUAUGA